GCAAAAUCAUAUUAAUAAAGAGAGAGUUAAAAAAGACAGCUCGACCUUCACCUUCCUCGUUAGCCCUUCAUCAUCUUCUCUCACCUAACUCCACCACUCUCCUCUCUCUGUGUAGAAGAAGAAAGAUUGAAGUGUGAUAAUUACAACCCACCAACUAAAAGUCUAAAAACCCUUUCUUGAAUUCAACUCUACGCGUCGCUUACUACCCAAAAAGUUUUAAUCUUUCUAUUCCCCAACAGCCAUCAUUAACUACCCAUUUACUAAUCUCCUUCCCACAUUAAAGAUUGUCUCUUUAGUCCCCUCUGAGUUUGACCACCUCCACUGUUCUUCUUUCCCUCGAGAGAGAGUACCCAUCACUCCAAGUCUUGAUUUUUAAUAAGGAUAAAGAUGGCUAGAGUGCUAAAAUCCACCCAAUCAUGCCACUUCCCUUCACCUUCAAGCUCCUGCGUAGGCAGCAAUGAUGGUAACAGAGACCCACAUUCUCUUUUUAACAUUCCCCUCGAGGAAGAAGAAGACGAAACAAGCCAGAAAGAGAGAGAAAGAUUCGAGCUUUCAUCUUCCUUUGAGAUUCUCGCUUCUGCUAUCAGAAAGUCUUUAAUCAGUGGCUGCGUUGGCGAAGAGAUAAAUCUUUCUUCAAUGGAGAUUGGUGUCCCUACAGACGUUAGACACGUGGCUCACGUCACCUUCGACCGUUUCCACGGCUUCCUCGGCUUGCCCGUUGAGUUCGAACCUGAAGUCCCUACACGCCCUCCUAGUGCAAGUGCAAAGGUGUUUGGUGUCUCUACUGAGUCAAUGCAGCUGUCUUACGAUACUAGAGGGAACGUUGUGCCUACGAUACUCUUGAUGAUGCAGAGUCACUUGUACAGUAGAGGAGGGUUAAGGGUGGAAGGAAUCUUCAGGAUUAACGGUGAGAAUGGUCAAGAGGAGUAUGUAAGAGAAGAGUUGAACAAAGGUGUUGUGCCUGAUAACAUUGAUGUUCAUUGCUUGGCAAGUCUCAUUAAGGCUUGGUUUAGGGAGCUUCCUACUGGUGUGUUGGACUCGCUCUCGCCAGAGAAAGUGAUGGAGUCUGAAAGCGAAGAAGAGUGUGUUGAGCUUGUGAGGAUGCUUCCUUCAACGGAAGCUUCUUUGUUGGAUUGGUCAAUCAAUCUGAUGGCUGAUGUUGUGGAGAUGGAAUGUCUUAACAAGAUGAAUGCUAGGAACAUAGCUAUGGUUUUCGCACCUAACAUGACUCAGAUGUUGGAUCCUUUGACGGCUCUGAUGUAUGCUGUGCAAGUCAUGAACUUUCUCAAGACACUUAUUGUGAAGACGCUUAAGGACCGGAAAGAGUCUCGAGAUAGGUUGGUUCCAGGUUCGAACCCGGGUCCUAGGGACGAGAAUGGUGAUCAGAGUAGCAGACAGUUGUUGCAUCUCAUAGAAGUUAACAAGGAGGAAGCUGUAGAUACCGUUGAGGUGGAAAUGAAAGACAAAGAGGAGUCUGAAGUACAAGAACCUAGAGAGAUUCUUGGUGUAAAGUCGUCUCUGAUUAAAAGCUGCCAGUAUAAUAACAAUGGAGGUUUUGGAAAGAAGCAGAAAGGUUGGGAGGAGAAGAGGAAGAUGAAGAAUGCUAGUAGUAUUGUGGGACGUGUGAAUUACAGAGUUGAGCUUUUUGAAGCUUGGCGAUGAAAAAAAUAGAUUCCAUUCAUUCAUGUUCUUGAUCCAACUUUUGGGUUUUCUUGAUUUUGGUUUUGUGGGAUGGUUUUGAUGAUGGUUGCUUGUGUAUCAAGAGAUGCUGCAUUUCUGCAUAUAAUGUCAAAGAUAAGGUUUUUGCUUCA
Brassica napus (rape) is the source of this 1811-nucleotide messenger RNA. Its product is annotated as rho GTPase-activating protein 4-like. The record is from RefSeq and is a predicted model, not a curated record. The coding region runs from base 388 to 1662 and encodes 424 amino acids. Gene Ontology annotation, molecular function: GTPase activator activity. Gene Ontology annotation, biological process: signal transduction. Lineage: Eukaryota; Viridiplantae; Streptophyta; Magnoliopsida; Brassicales; Brassicaceae. The transcript has 4 exons.